Messenger RNA from Symphalangus syndactylus (siamang), 4450 nucleotides. RefSeq names its product myosin IF (gene MYO1F). The record is from RefSeq and is a predicted model, not a curated record. Gene Ontology annotation, biological process: actin filament organization; endocytosis. Gene Ontology annotation, cellular component: microvillus; myosin complex; cytoplasm. Gene Ontology annotation, molecular function: actin filament binding; ATP binding; microfilament motor activity. Lineage: Eukaryota; Metazoa; Chordata; Mammalia; Primates; Hylobatidae.
AGGGGCAGAAGCAGGGCCAUGCCCAAGCCACCCCCGAGAUCCCCCUGAACCUGCACCUCCAUCACAACACAUUCAGGUGCCUCCAGGAGCCCAGACAUCAGCCCCCCACCAUGGGCAGCAAGGAGCGCUUCCACUGGCAGAGCCACAACGUGAAGCAGAGCGGCGUGGACGACAUGGUGCUUCUUCCCCAGAUCACCGAAGACGCCAUCGCCGCCAACCUCCGGAAGCGCUUCAUGGACGACUACAUCUUCACCUACAUCGGCUCCGUGCUCAUCUCCGUAAACCCCUUCAAGCAGAUGCCCUACUUCACCGACCGUGAGAUCGACCUCUAUCAGGGCGCGGCCCAGUAUGAGAAUCCCCCGCACAUCUACGCCCUCACGGACAACAUGUACCGGAACAUGCUUAUCGACUGUGAGAACCAGUGUGUCAUCAUUAGUGGAGAGAGUGGAGCUGGGAAGACAGUGGCAGCCAAAUACAUCAUGGGCUACAUCUCUAAGGUGUCUGGCGGAGGCGAGAAGGUCCAGCACGUCAAAGAUAUCAUCCUGCAGUCCAACCCGCUGCUCGAGGCCUUCGGCAACGCCAAGACUGUGCGCAACAACAAUUCCAGCCGCUUUGGCAAGUACUUUGAGAUCCAGUUCAGCCGAGGUGGGGAGCCAGAUGGGGGCAAGAUCUCCAACUUCUUGCUGGAGAAGUCCCGCGUGGUCAUGCAAAAUGAAAAUGAGAGGAACUUCCACAUCUACUACCAGCUGCUGGAAGGGGCCUCCCAGGAGCAAAGGCAGAACCUGGGCCUCAUGACACCGGACUACUAUUACUACCUCAACCAAUCGGACACCUACCAGGUGGACGGCACGGACGACAGAAGCGACUUUGGUGAGACUCUGAGUGCUAUGCAGGUCAUUGGGAUCCCGCCCAGCAUCCAGCAGCUGGUCCUGCAGCUCGUGGCGGGGAUCUUGCACCUGGGGAACAUCAGUUUCUGUGAAGACGGGAAUUACGCCCGCGUGGAGAGUGUGGACCUCCUGGCCUUUCCCGCCUACCUGCUGGGCAUUGACAGCGGGCGACUGCAAGAGAAGCUGACCAGCCGCAAGAUGGACAGCCGCUGGGGCGGGCGCAGUGAGUCCAUCGAUGUGACCCUCAACGUGGAGCAGGCAGCCUACACCCGUGAUGCCCUGGCCAAGGGGCUCUAUGCCCGCCUCUUCGACUUCCUCGUGGAGGCCAUCAACCGUGCUAUGCAGAAACCCCAGGAAGAGUACAGCAUCGGUGUGCUGGACAUUUACGGCUUCGAGAUCUUCCAGAAAAAUGGCUUCGAGCAGUUUUGCAUCAACUUCGUCAAUGAGAAGCUGCAGCAAAUCUUUAUUGAACUCACCCUGAAGGCCGAGCAGGAGGAGUACGUGCAGGAAGGCAUCUGCUGGACUCCAAUCCAGUACUUCAACAACAAGGUCGUCUGUGACCUCAUCGAAAACAAGCUGAGCCCCCCAGGCAUCAUGAGCGUCUUGGACGACGUGUGUGCCACCAUGCACGCCACGGGCGGGGGAGCAGACCAGACACUGCUGCAGAAGUUGCAGGCGGCCGUGGGGACCCACGAGCAUUUCAACAGCUGGAGUGCCGGCUUCGUCAUCCACCACUACGCUGGCAAGGUCUCCUACGAUGUCAGCGGCUUCUGCGAGAGGAACCGAGACGUUCUCUUCUCCGACCUCAUAGAGCUGAUGCAGACCAGUGAGCAGGCCUUCCUCCGGAUGCUCUUCCCUGAGAAGCUGGAUGGAGACAAGAAGGGGCGCCCCAGCACCGCCGGCUCCAAGAUCAAGAAACAAGCCAACGACCUGGUGGCCACGCUGAUGAGGUGCACACCCCACUACAUCCGCUGCAUCAAACCCAACGAGACCAAGAGGCCCCGAGACUGGGAGGAGAACAGGGUCAAGCACCAGGUAGAAUACCUGGGCCUGAAGGAGAACAUCAGGGUGCGCAGAGCCGGCUUCGCCUACCGCCGCCAGUUUGCCAAGUUCCUGCAGAGGUAUGCCAUUCUGACCCCCGAGACGUGGCCGCGGUGGCGUGGGGACGAACGCCAGGGCGUCCAGCACCUGCUUCGGGCGGUCAACAUGGAGCCCGACCAGUACCAGAUGGGGAGCACCAAGGUCUUUGUCAAGAACCCAGAGUCGCUUUUCCUCCUGGAGGAGGUGCGAGAGCGAAAGUUCGACGGCUUUGCCCGAACCAUCCAGAAGGCCUGGCGGCGCCACGUGGCUGUCCGGAAGUACGAGGAGAUGAGGGAGGAAGCUUCCAACAUCCUGCUGAACAAGAAGGAGCGGAGGCGCAACAGCAUCAAUCGGAACUUCGUCGGGGACUACCUGGGGCUGGAAGAGCGGCCCGAGCUGCGUCAGUUCCUGGGCAAGAGGGAGCGGGUGGACUUCGCCGACUCGGUCACCAAGUACGACCGCCGCUUCAAGCCCAUCAAGCGGGACUUGAUCCUGACGCCCAAGUGUGUGUAUGUGAUUGGGCGAGAGAAAGUGAAGAAGGGACCUGAGAAGGGCCAGGUGUGUGAAGUCUUGAAGAAGAAGCUGGACAUCCAGGCUCUGCGGGGAGUCUCCCUCAGCACGCGACAGGACGACUUCUUCAUCCUCCAAGAGGACGCCGCCGACAGCUUCCUGGAGAGCGUCUUCAAGACCGAGUUUGUCAGCCUUCUGUGCAAGCGCUUCGAGGAGGCGACGCGGAGGCCCCUGCCCCUCACCUUCAGCGACACACUACAGUUUCGGGUGAAGAAGGAGGGCUGGGGCGGUGGCGGCACCCGCAGCGUCACCUUCUCCCGCGGCUUCGGCGACUUGGCAGUGCUCAAGGUUGGCGGUCGGACCCUCACGGUCAGCGUGGGCGAUGGGCUGCCCAAGAGCUCCAAGCCUACGCGGAAGGGAAUGGCCAAGGGAAAACCUCGGAGGUCGUCCCAGGCCCCUACCCGGGCGGCCCCUGCGCCCCCCAGAGGCAUGGAUCGCAAUGGGGUGCCCCCCUCUGCCAGAGGGGGCCCCCUGCCCCUGGAUCAUGUCUGGAGGGGGCACCCACAGGCCUCCCCGGCCCUCCGUCCACAUCCCUGAGCCAGCAGACGACCCCGGGCACAUCCGCCCUCAGAGCGCAACACAGAAUUCCUCAACGUGCCUGACCAGGGCAUGGCCGGCAUGCAGAGGAAGCGCAGCGUGGGGCAACGGCCAGUGCCUGGUGUGGGCCGACCCAAGCCCCAGCCUCGGACACAUGGCCCUAGGUGCCGGGCCCUGUACCAAUACGUGGGCCAAGAUGUGGACGAGCUGAGCUUCAACGUGAACGAAGUCAUCGAGAUCCUCAUGGAAGAUUCCUCGGGCUGGUGGAAGGGCCGGCUUCACGGCCAGGAGGGCCUUUUCCCAGGAAACUACGUGGAGAAGAUCUGAGCUGGGCCCUGGGAUUCUGCCUUCUCUUUCGCCCGCCUGUCUGCCUGCCUGGUGGGGAGCCAGGCCCUGCCAAUGAGAGCCUCAUUUACCUGGGCUACAGUGGCCUCAAAGUCCAGUCCUGUGGCCUCCAGUCCUGCCCAGGCCCUGGGUCAGUGGGUCACGGCUGCAGCCCCUGCCCCUGGGCCCUGGUCUUCCUCCAACAUCACACCUGCUGCCCAUUCUCCAUUUCUGCGUGUGUCAAAUGGGACUAACAGCAGAAUCUGCCUCCCAACUGCCAUGUGAUUAAGAAAUGGGUCUUGAGUCCUGUGCUGUUGGCAAAGUGCCAGGCACAGUUUGGGGGGGUCCUUGACAAGCGUGACUUUGCUCAUUCUGUCAUCACUAAGGCAAUAAACGUUUGCCAGGGGCCGGGCGCGGUGGCUCACGCCUGUAAUCCCAGCACUUUGGGAGGCCGAGGUGGGCGGAUCACGAGGUCAGGAGAUCAAGACCUUCCUGGCUAACACGGUGAAACCCCAUCUCUACUAAAAAUACAAAAACAAAUUAGCCGGGCGCGGUGGUGGGCGCCUGUAGUCCCAGCUACUCGGGAGGCUGAGGCAGGAGAAUGGCGUGAACCCGGGAGGUGGAGUUUGCAGUGAGCCGAGAUAGCGCCACUGCACUCCAGCCUGGGCAACAGAGCAAGACUCUGUCUCAAAAAAAAAAAAAAAAGUUUGCCAGGUGAAAGCAUGAGUUAACUUACUAAGUGCCCAACAAGGACGAUGUUUUCACAACCCUGUGAGGUAGGAGCUGUGAAGGACCCCAUCUUACAGGUGGAACAAUGGAGGUUCGGAGAGGUUCACUGACCCAAGACUGCACAGAGCCAUGCCUUGCAUUCAUAUGUGACCACAAAGCUUGAAUUUGUCUCAGUUUGGGCCGGGCGCAGUGGCUCACACCUGUAAUCCCAGCACUUUGGGAGGCUGAGGCGGGCAGAUCACAUGAGAUCAGGAAUUCAAGACCAGCCUGGAUGACACAGCAAAACCCUGUUUCUACUAAAAAUUAAAAAAAUAAAAAAGCCA